UGUAAAAUGUUGCGCGUCUCGAAACUCAUCACAUUCUUUUAAUUAUGUCCGCUUCCCAGGAGGAUGAAAUGGAGCGAGACCAAAAAACUCCCUCUGAAGAUCCACGGCCAUGCUGUGGUCUCCUACAAAGGACUGGUGUAUUGCAUCGGAGGAAAAACAGAUGACAAUAAAGCUCUCAACAAAAUGUUUGUGUACAACCACAAGCAGUCUGAGUGGAGGGAGCUGGCGGCGAUGAAGACCCCCAGGGCCAUGUUCGGGGCCGUCAUCCACAACGGCAAGAUUGUGGUGGCAGGAGGAGUCAACGAGGAGGGCCUCACCGCUGGGUGUGAAAGCUACGACUUUGCCGCAAACAAGUGGGAGCCCUUCUGCGAGUUCCCUCAGGAACGGAGCUCCGUUAACUUGGUGAGCAGUGGGGGCUCCCUGUACGCCGUCGGCGGUUUCGCUAUCGUCCAGAUGGCGAACAAGGAGGUGGCCCCGUCAGAGGUCACCGAUGUCUGGCAGUACGAGGACGACAAGAAGACGUGGAGCGGUAUACUGAGGGAGAUGCGCUACGCCGCCGGCUCCUCCUGCGUCUCCAUGCGGCUCAACCCCGCCAGGAUGCCCAAGCUGUAACCAUGGCCGGUACCCGCAACCCCAAACCCCCUCCACCCCCAUUUUGUGAUGCACCCUCCCACCCCUCCCUCCUCCUCCUCCUCCUCCUCCUCCUCCUCCUCCUCAAUGUGCACUGAAGACAUCAAACGCUAUCAGUUUGGACUCCGGUUGAUCUGUCUCACCGAGUUGAUCAGCCGACUUGUGUUUCAGUCAGGUGAUUUUUGUCGAUGCUACAAGUAAAAAAAGCCAAAAUUAAAAAAGAACAGAAACGACAUACAUUUGCUACUGCCUCUGCAAAGACUGCACCAACACUACAGUAUUGAAGAAAAAAAGCACACACACACUCACAAUGUAGUUCAUUCUAGCUGUUUUUUGUUUUUUUUUUGUAAAAUAAACCUUUGUAAACUCCCAA
Molecule: messenger RNA, 1003 nt
Organism: Lampris incognitus (smalleye Pacific opah)
Lineage: Eukaryota; Metazoa; Chordata; Actinopteri; Lampriformes; Lampridae
Product: kelch-like protein 41b
Exons: 4
Coding region: 64-612 (182 amino acids)
Molecular function (GO): protein binding
Source: RefSeq, a predicted model, not a curated record